AGAAUGGAGCGACUUCAUGAUCUGCUAGUGGAGUAUUUUGAAUCCAGAUCUAUGGACAUGCACAGCCGAAAGUCUCCAAGAGACUGGUGUAGAGAUCUGUAUGAACGUCUGUGUGAUCCAUCAUUUAACCUGUACCUUUCAUUCCUCAAUUUCUACCUGCCAAUGUUAGGGGAAGUGAACGAACUCUGUCAAGAGGAGAAUAUUAACAUUUUGUCUGCAUACAAGAAAAUUCUUUCUAUGAAGAAAUUUUUGGCUGAAGCAGUUGUUUUUGAUGUCAACAAGCCUGAUGAUUUGCUACUCAGAGAUGACAACUUGCUACCUGUAGAUGAAGAAAGAUAUGACCAAGAUCAUGAAGCUGAUGAGAAUGAUGCCAAAGAUGAUAAUGGUAUUUCCUUUCCUUCUGGUGAAUUUUCUGAUAUUUGGAAGCAGACAGUUGAGCAUGACUUGUUGACCAGUCGACAGAGACAAUCUCUUCUGGAGAACUGUGCACGUUUUCUUCAUAGACUAAUACAGAGUCUAAACAAGCUCUUUCCAGAGUGCCACUUUAUAGUACAAGAUUGUUCAUUUUUAGACCCCAGGUGACAGAAAAAUUCUUCAGCCAACAUCACUGCUGUUAUUGACAGGUUCAACAAUGGGUUCAUGGAUGGUCAGUUGGUAGCACGUCAGUAUGGACAAUACAGGCAUGACGAUGAUGUGGAUUUCAUCCUUCAAGAGAAUGAUGGCAAUGUGGUAUCUUUUUGGUGUGACUUGUUUCUGAAUUAUUCUGGAUACAAGGAGCGUAGCAAACUCAGCAUCUUGCUCCUAAGCUUGUCUCCUAACACUUGUGAC
This is a messenger RNA of Corticium candelabrum, 828 nucleotides long. RefSeq lists its product as uncharacterized. The coding region runs from base 4 to 582 and encodes 192 amino acids. Lineage: Eukaryota; Metazoa; Porifera; Homoscleromorpha; Homosclerophorida; Plakinidae. The transcript has a single exon. The record is from RefSeq and is a predicted model, not a curated record.